Mucor velutinosus is the source of this 786-nucleotide messenger RNA. RefSeq lists its product as uncharacterized. The transcript has 4 exons. NCBI's taxonomy places the organism in Eukaryota, Fungi, Mucoromycota, Mucoromycetes, Mucorales, Mucoraceae. Gene Ontology annotation, biological process: cristae formation. The record is from RefSeq and is a predicted model, not a curated record. Gene Ontology annotation, cellular component: mitochondrial crista junction; MICOS complex. Bases 1 to 786 code for a protein of 261 amino acids.
AUGUUUUCUCCCGUGCUCAAGAGAAGUCUUACUGCCGCUGCUGCUGGUAGCGCAUGGAUCGCAACUGCUUCUACUGCAUUUGCUGAGGAAAAGAGAGCCAAGCUCAGUAUUUACGACGAGCCUGAGCCAAAGGUUGUUAUCAUUGAAUCACCUACCAAACUUGAAGAGCAAGUUUACAUUGCUCAAAAAUAUGCCAACGAGACUUUAGAGGAGGGAAAGACUCAUGUCAAUGGUUGGGUACAAAAAUACCAAGAAUUAGAAAACCAAGUUACCGCUGAGAUCAACAGCACCAUUGAUAAAAACGAAGAGAUCUUCCCCAAUGUUGUCUAUGUUGGUGUUGCCGCUUUAGCCGGUACCAUCAUUGCUCGCAAUAGAAACAUUGUGCUUCGUUUCUUGACCUCCACCACAUUAGCCAUUGGUACCUCAUACUACCUCCUCCCCAAGACCACUCACAAUGUUGCAGUUCAAUUGGAGAAAUUAGAACGUAGAUAUCCCCAAAUCCAAGCAGCACAUCAGAGUGUCAAUGACGCUGUUGGUAAUGUCCACAAACAAAUUGACGAUACUGUAUCCCAAUUGCGUGGUGCAGUUGACGAGAAUGCCAGCAAAUUGCGUCAACAAAUCCAACAAAAUACUGAAUUCGUCAAGGAUCAAGUUAACAGCGCUGUUGGUUCUACUGAAACCGAGGCAAAAGAGAAAUACGAUCAAGUCAAGAAGAACGUUGAAAGCAUGUACACAACAAGAUCAAAGCCUGGUGUUGAUGAGGUUUUGAAGCAAGAGAGAAACUAA